UACGAGUCAGUUGGCCGACAUGAGCCGCGCGUGCUGGGGCUCUUGGUGUUUAUCCGCUCUUAACGGCUAAUCUCGAAACGCGCACCCUUCAUAUAUCGGGACGUAUACGCGUAGACACUGUUUGUGAAACGUACACGAGGGGUCGAAACGACGUUUUUCACAAUUCAUACCUGGGGUAGGGAAGGUCUUGACGUUCGAACGCCGGGAUCGAGCUUCGAUUUUUUCAAUGGCGCGGAUAGCCUCCCCAUGACGAAAAGAAUUUAGUGUUUCGCGUGUUGUCGAGGGAUCGGUUACGAGAUCGAAGGGUUCGUAAACGAGAGAGAGAGAGACCGAUGUGAAAUAGUUUCGCGGCAAAUUGGCAAUCGGAUUUAUAUAUAUGUUUCAAUCCGGGAGUGCAGAAUUGACGUUACGAUGCGCGGUGUAACGAACUUGCGACGAUGAUAACGCCAGUGUCAGUGCAGUGGGGUUAAAGUGCCAGCCGGUUUAUGGAUAACCACGCUUCGCUGAUUGGGUGCACAACCGCCAGCGUCUUCGUCGAGAGAGCUUUCUGCACACGGCGCGUUUUCCGAUUUCCGCUCCGGCCAGUAGUACAACUUUACGUCUUACGUGCCCGAUCGAGAAGUUGCGCGGAUACACUCUGGUGUGGGCUCGUAUCAAGCCGACGAGUGGUCAGUGUGGUGCUUCGAUAUUUAAGUGUCACUCUAACCGGGAAAUGAACGAAUGAUCGGACGGCGGUGAUCCGUGAUACACGAUGAGGCCGAAAUCUUGCUCGCUAUUCCUCUUGUUCUGCGUACUCCUGCCCGGAGUGGUUCGUCCCUUCGCAUCCCGUGAAGAAGGCGAGGAUGCCGCGGAGGACGAGGAUUCCUAUCUAGAGGAAGAUGAGGUGCCUUCGGCUACGAUAGCUACCGAUACUGAACUCAUUUCCGAAGGCGGUGGUCAUCUACCAGUUUUUCUCACGGAGCCCGUAAAUGCUUUUGUCGUAAAGAACAAACCUGCCACUCUACGAUGUAAGGCCGCUCACGCGCUGCAGAUCUAUUUCCGCUGUAACAACGUAAGGGCGGAUGAUUCUCAACAACAGGACUUCGUCGACCCUCACACGGGAACGAGGAUCGUCGACUGUGAGCUCAACGUUACGAGGGAUCACAUCGAAGAAUACUUCGGCAAGGACAAAUUCAAAUGCGAGUGCAUCGCUUGGUCGGGAUCAGGACAAAUCAAGAGCCAGCCAGCAACUAUUGACGUCGCUUAUCUGAAAAAGCAAUUCGAUUCGCCACCAUACUCAGUGUCCGUCGAAGAAGGCCAGAGCACCGAGCUCAGGUGUUUGCCCCCAACGGGAGUGCCACCACCUAGAGUUUACUGGCUGAAAAAUAAUGUCCUCGUGGACACAGAGUCGGACACACUUCUCGUGUCCAGCGAGGGCCAUCUUCUUAUUGGUCAAGCGAAACUUGACCAUCAGGCGAACUAUACUUGCGUGGCCGAGAACAUCGCGGCGAAGCGACUGAGCGAGCCAGUUAGUUUAACGGUAUACGUUAAUGGUGGCUGGUCUUCCUGGUCGUCCUGGUCGGAAUGUCACUCGCGAUGUGCAAAAGGCGGUCAAAAGAGAACGAGGACCUGCACGAAUCCACCGCCCCAGAACGGCGGCCAGCCGUGCCUCGGACCGUCUCAGCAAAAGAUGGACUGCAAUACAGCCUGCCCCGCCGCUCCAGAAGUCUUCACUAACACCCUGGCAGUCGUGGACGGCGGAUGGUCCAGAUGGUCGGCGUGGUCGGUGUGUGGGAGCGAUUGCACACACACGAGAAGGAGAUCGUGCGACGAGCCGCCGCCCAACCACGGCGGCCGACCUUGCCAGGGCAGGGACAUCAACGUAGCGAAUUGCACCGGUGGCAUGUGCAACGUCGGCAACGCGAAGGUCGGCGGCGCUCAUUUAACAGAGGAAGCGAAUCGCCAGAUGGAUGUAGCCUUAUAUGUCGGUCUAACGGUCGCCCUAGUGGUAAUUGGUGGCUUGGCGAUCUUUCUGACGAGACUGCUGCGACGCAAGGGUCGUGAUCAUUCCUUAUACUCCAUGGCUCGUAAUGAAUUCCAGCCGGAGUUCUUCCCGGACCAGGACAAGAAGCUGAGCCUGCAGCCAGACGUGACAGCGACGAGUGUGCCGGCCUGCUACGAGUAUCCUUUCGACCCGAAGCUAUCAAUGUCGAGAUCCCUCUCGGAACACCAUUACGAUGUACCACACUUGUCGAUCGCGCCCCAACCGUCACCGAUGUCGCCUACGCCAAGUACGUCGACCCAGGAGUCGUGCAGCGACAAGCAGAUCCAUUCGGACAGCGAGAACAGCGUCACUAGCUCCUACCCGUCCUCGGACUCGACGUACAACGUCGCCUCGGAAAGCGUCCGGUUGCCGAAGCUGGAGGCCGGAAAUGUCGCCAGGGCAGCGGUGAACACGCGCGGCGCUCUACUGGUUCUUCCAGACUCCGGGAUCUCCAUGUCCGUGCCCGAGGGAGCCGUUCCCAAGCCGCUUCGGGAGGAACUCUAUCUGGCGGUGCUCAACGAGGAUCGUUACAGGCCCCGAUUACCCGACGGAAUAACCCAGUUAUCGGCUGUGGUGACCUGCGGCCCGUCAUCCGCCACCUUCAAUAAGCCUGUGAUCCUGCAAUUCGAGCACUGCGCCAUGUUACACCCGGCGACCUGGGAACUGAGCGUUUGGGCGUGCGACGGUGUUAACAUAGACGACGGCUCGUCGUCGAUAGCGCCGAAAGACCACCAGUCAAUUACGUGGAGCAGGGUGCUGACUCUAGGCAACGAGACUAUCAAUACACCGCUGUUUACGCAACUAGAUCACGCGGAAGCUUUCAUCGUGACCGAGCAGUUACGUAGCUACGUGUUAGCCGGUCAGAGCUGCGAGAAUUCGAUCGCCACGAAGAGAUUGCGGUUGGCGCUGUUCGCCAGCCAGGCCGGCCAGUGUUGCGUCAGAGUUUACGCCGUGGAAGACACGAAAGCGGCCAUGAAGGCCAUUGUCGAUCGGGAGUCGCAGAUCAGGGGCUAUCUGUUGGACAAGCCGCGCACGUUGCUGUUUCAAGACAACGGGGAGUCGCUCUGCGUCAGCCUCGAGGAGGUCGGCAACGAGUGGCAGAGCAAAUCGCCUACGGAACGCCAGGAAGUCCCAUUCCGCGACGUUUGGAACUGCCAGGAGAACGCCAAGCACGUGACCUUCGGUCUGGAUACGGCCUUUGGCCCGACCACCACGAGGAGCUACAAACUGCAAGUAUCGCAAGGCAAUUCCGACACGAGACAGGUCUUCAGAAUCGUUUACGACGGCGCGAAGCAGUUGAUUUCCUCGGGUAGCGUCACGCGGCCGCUCAGAGAAGUCACCGUGGUUAGCAGCGGCCACGCUAACAACGCCACAACGGACUCCACCGCGCUACGGCCGUUCCGGUUUACAAGAUCCUUGAGGAAGCAGCUCUGUCAGUGCUUGGACCCACCGAACGCCCUCGGCAACGAUUGGAGAAUGUUGGCGCAAAGGCUUCAAGUCGACAGGUACAUCAAUUACUUCGCGACUAAGGCCAGCCCGACCGAGCACAUUCUGGAUCUAUGGGAGGCGAGGCACCGUGAACCGACGGCGGUGACGGAUCUGCUGAACCAUCUCAGAGUAAUGGGCAGGACCGACGCCGCCACGAUUCUGGAGGCGCAGCUCGGCCCAUGGCUUUGAAUAAACAGAAAACCGGAUCCUGAAAAGCGGUUUCCAGCGAUGAGUGAAAGUCGAGACCAUUGUACGCCCACUCGUGACGGGGUGAUCGGUGAAUUAGUGAACGCGAUCAAACAGCGACCGGUGAACACGAGAUCGAUUAGUGAGUACAGUGAAUCGGAUCGCCAGAGUGAGUGAGAGACGUAGCGAGAAAUAGGAGGAAGGAGAACUCGGUUCUCCGAACGGACUCAUCGAAACACUGCCUUAAUGGUGCGCGACAAACGCGCCGGUACUUUGUAAAUAAACGUGAGUUAGCGGGAAGCCCGAAGAUUCCCUUUUAGAAGGAGAUUCUAUGGGCCACAUUAAGGACCGCGGCCCGAGAAAUGCUUAUCCGAGAGUUCAAGAGCGCCGUGGUCCGUAAAAGGAAACCGUAUAUAAUCGUGACAAAGUAAUUAGGGACUGUGCAUUUAGACAGAUAUACGUGUACAUACAUGCUAAAAGAAAAAAAAACACGCGCGCAGAUACAGAUCGAUAUAUCCAUUUUAGAGAUGGAUGUUUAUAUAUAUAAAUAUAUGUUAUAUAUAUAGAUAUAUAUACAGGACACGAAGUAAAGUUCGAGCGGAUCGGCAAUAUCCGCGACACCUCGGCGCGAUGACGUGAUUUUGAUCGAUUUGUUAACACACAUACGCACGCGAGCACGAGCGAGUGAUUAUUAUUUUUCUGAAAAUCGUGCCAAAAUUACCUCGGUUUCGUAAAAACGUACACUUCCGUUAUUGUUGCAUCAGAGCUUUUCGUAAACGCCGUAUGUAUCCUUUUUAUGCGUGUCGACAAUACAGAUCGCGGUAUACACGAGACUACACGACGAGACGCGUCGUGCUGCGCGUUGCUCACGAGCGGAGUCCAGGCAACGCGCGAUCGCAUAAAGCGAGCUAAUUACGACAGACAUGAUUUAAAUCGACGAUUUAUUUGAGAGAAUUGUAUAUUUGUUACUUUCGACGAAUAAAAUAUUCUUGUAUACCUCA
Linepithema humile (Argentine ant) is the source of this 4698-nucleotide messenger RNA. The record is from RefSeq and is a predicted model, not a curated record. Lineage: Eukaryota; Metazoa; Arthropoda; Insecta; Hymenoptera; Formicidae.